This is a messenger RNA of Morchella importuna, 660 nucleotides long. RefSeq lists its product as uncharacterized. Lineage: Eukaryota; Fungi; Ascomycota; Pezizomycetes; Pezizales; Morchellaceae. The record is from RefSeq and is a predicted model, not a curated record. The transcript has a single exon. The coding region runs from base 1 to 660 and encodes 219 amino acids.
AUGACGGGCUCCAUCGUGCAACUCCUCACAUCCAUAACGCCCCCCGACGUCGUCUUCGUACCCUUCACAGCGCCCGCGCCUGCCCCGCCGUCCAUCAACGACUCGGCCGACUGCCAGACGUCCGCCGACGUCGCGUUGCCACUGCUCCUCCCGAUCCUCGACGACUACGCUGGUUUUAUUGUUUGCUGCUACAGCGAGCACCCGCUCGUGCCACUACUCAAGUCGCACACCUCUAACCCGGUGGUCGGGAUUUUCGAGGCGUCGGUGACGGCGUCGCUGCAUCUGCUGCGCCCGGGACAGAAGUUUGGGAUUGUGACGACGGGGAGGAUCUGGGAGGAAUUGUUGGGCGCGGGUGUGCAUAGGUUUUUGGGGGGUGCGGGGGAGGGCGUGUUUGCGGGAGUGGAGAGUACGGGGUUGACGGCGGUGCAGCUGCAUGAGGUUGCGAAAGAGGAGGUGGAGAGGCGGAUUGGGGAGGCGGCGGAGAGGUUGUUAAGGAGGGGGGAUGUGGGCGUUGUGUGUUUGGGGUGUGCGGGGAUGGUGGGCAUGGGGGAGGCGGUGGGGAAGGCGGCGGCGAGGGUGAAGGCGGAUGUUAGAGUUGUGGAUGGGGUUGUGGCGGCGGCGGGGGUUGUGGUGGGGUUGGUGCGGGGGAUGUGGGCGUGA